AUGUCAAAAGUACCAAGAAGCUUCAGAUUACUCGAGGAGUUGGAAAAGGGCGAGAAGGGACUCGGUCCGGACUCCUGCAGCUACGGCUUGGCCGAUAGCGACGAUAUCAGUAUGACGUAUUGGAACGGAACCAUCCUAGGACCGCCACACAGCAACCACGAGAACCGCAUAUACUCUGUGUCGAUUGAAUGCGGACCAAACUACCCCGACGAGCCCCCCAAGAUCAAGUUUAUCUCCAAAGUGAACGUCCCCUGCGUCGACCCCAAGACCGGCGAAGUAAACAGCAGCCUGUUCCACACCUUGCGCAACUGGAAAAGAGCGUACACCAUGGAGACGCUCCUGCUGGACCUAAGGAAGGAGAUGGCCACACCUACCAACAAGAAAUUGCCGCAACCCAAGGAGGGCACCACUUUUUAA
Molecule: messenger RNA, 417 nt
Organism: Torulaspora globosa
Lineage: Eukaryota; Fungi; Ascomycota; Saccharomycetes; Saccharomycetales; Saccharomycetaceae
Gene: MMS2
Product: E2 ubiquitin-conjugating protein MMS2
Exons: 2
Coding region: 1-417 (138 amino acids)
Biological process (GO): DNA damage tolerance; protein K63-linked ubiquitination
Cellular component (GO): nucleus
Source: RefSeq, a predicted model, not a curated record